Messenger RNA from Linum tenue, 2637 nucleotides. The record is from the annotation of a GenBank genome assembly. Lineage: Eukaryota; Viridiplantae; Streptophyta; Magnoliopsida; Malpighiales; Linaceae.
ACCAGAACACCCCCAUCACGCCGUCAACUUCCCCUCUCCGUCUAUCCACGGAUCGCAUCUCUUCCCCCCGUUUAUUAGUUACGUUUAUCUCCCCCGCAUCGUCCGCUCAUUCUUUCAAACCAUUUCACCCUUUUCCCUCUUCCCAAGCUUUUUCCCCCCCCUCUCCACAAAGCAAGUAUUUCCCCCCUCGAAAUUUCCUUCUACAAUUUGUUGAAGCUCCGUCCGCCGUUCUUCUUCAGCAGCUCGUCCGCCGCCGACCACCUCGCCGGAGAGAUCUUUGUCGCAUCGCGUUCUCUUUUGUUACGAGAGAUUUCGUGGCGGAGAUUGUCGAAUUCGCUCUCUUUCGAAUUUCAUGGAGCAGUUGCGAGAGGAAGAUUCGUCUCCUAUGUGAAGCAGGGGGAGGGAAUGGACGGGUUCAGAGACACGAAGAAAAAUUAGGGAAUUCCGUUUGAAAAUUUGCUCGCCUGUCUCGAUAAGGAAUCAUAAUUUAUUCCCCCCCACCACAUUGUGUGUGAAAAGUUUCUGUAUAUUGUACUAUUGCCAUUUUCGACUAAGAAAGAGGAGGAGGAGAAUUGAACCGGGAAAGGAUUGAGGUGUACAAAAAUGGAGGUUCUAAACCCAAUUACGACCAAGCUGCAGGGGCUUUCCACAUCAGACCACGCCUCUGUGGUCUCCAUGAACUUGUUCGUCGCCCUGCUUUGUGCUUGCAUAGUCAUUGGCCAUCUUCUGGAGGAGAAUCAAUGGAUGAAUGAGUCCAUUACUGCCCUUUUAAUUGGUGUGUGUACCGGGGUUGUGAUAUUGCUGGUUAGUGGAGGAAAAAGCUCGCAUCUUUUGGUGUUCAGCGAGGAUCUUUUCUUUAUCUAUCUUCUGCCGCCGAUCAUAUUCAAUGCCGGGUUCCAGGUGAAAAAGAAGCAGUUCUUCCGGAACUUCAUCACAAUUAUGCUAUUUGGUGCUGUCGGCACAUUGAUAUCUUGUUUCGUUAUAUCCUUGGGAGCCAUUGAGUUCUUUAGCAGAAUGGACAUUGGUGAACUUGACAUUGGAGACUACAUAGCACUUGGAGCAAUAUUUGCAGCAACUGAUUCUGUUUGCACAUUGCAGAUUCUUAAUCAGGAUCAGACGCCUCUACUUUACAGUCUUGUAUUUGGGGAAGGUGUCGUAAAUGAUGCUACAUCAGUGGUGCUUUUCAAUGCACUUCAGGGCUUUGAUCUUGUCAAUCUUACUCCGCACAAUGGUUUGGAGUUCAUUGGCAGCUUCUUGUAUUUGUUUGUCACAAGUACUUUGCUGGGAGUUGCGACUGGAUUAGUCAGUGCUUACAUCAUAAAAACCCUCUACUUUGGAAGGCAUUCAACAGAUAGGGAGGUUUCUCUCAUGAUCCUUAUGGCAUAUCUUUCAUAUAUGCUUGCUGAGUUGUUCUAUUUGAGUGGGAUUCUCACAGUAUUUUUCUGUGGAAUUGUCAUGUCCCAUUACACAUGGCACAACGUGACUGAGAGCUCGAGAGUAACGACAAAGCAUGCAUUUGCAACCUUGUCAUUCGUUUCUGAGAUAUUUAUUUUCCUCUACGUCGGAAUGGAUGCCUUGGACAUUGAGAAGUGGACCGCCGUGAGUGACAGCCCUGGAACCAUAGUGGCUGUGAGUUCAGUAUUAUUGGCCCUUGUCCUGCUAGGAAGAGCAGCUUUUGUGUUUCCCUUGUCCUUCUUAUCAAACUUAUCUAAGAAGUCACCGAAUGAUAAGAUCGACAUCAAGCAGCAAAUUGUCAUAUGGUGGGCUGGCUUGAUGAGAGGUGCUGUAUCUAUGGCACUCGCUUAUAACAAGUUUACCAGUGGGGGGCACACUCACUUGCGAGGGAAUGCUAUUUUGAUCACCAGCACCAUCAUUGUUGUUCUCUUCAGCACUGUGGUCUUCGGUUUGAUGACUCAACCUCUCAUAAGAUUCCUGCUCCCAGACGGGAAGAGCCAGCCGAGCACAGCAGUAUCCUCCCAUGCUGGCUCCCCGAAAUCAAUCACGGUGCCCUUCCUGGGCGAGGGGCAGGACUCGCUGGAAGAUUUCGCGCACCAGGACCUCAACGGCGGGAACAGACUGCGAGCCCUGCUCACCACCCCAACCCACACAGUCCAUUACUACUGGCGCAAGUUUGACAACGCCUUCAUGAGGCCCGUCUUCGGUGGCCGGGGGUUCGUUCCCUUCGUCCCUGGCUCGCCAACUGAGCGCACUUCCCCCAGCAUCACCACUCCCUUCCAGUGACUGGACCAGAAAAAGGAAAACAGAAAGGAAGGAAGGGACUCCAAACUGUACAAAAAUGGGUUUUAUGUAACGCUAUAUCUCACGAGGCAAACAUGGCAACAACAAUGCGACCGCCACGCUUUUGUGCCAAUAUUUUGUAAAUUAGCUUCUUCUCUGUGUAUUGUGCAAUUAUAUAUGAUGAUUAUUAUGGCUUUAGAGACACAAAGGAAACAAAGCAAACGACGACAAGUUGGUAUUGCUUAUGUUGUAAUUUUGUCCCACCCACCAUUUUGCAUUGUUGGGUAAUUUUGUCUCCUCGGUUUGUUCAACAACAGCAGCAGCGUAUGUUUAUUCCUCUUUAUCCUUCAUCUUAUAUGCAAUAAUAUAAUGAUGUUCCUUCUUCGAGUACUCUUCUUA